This is a messenger RNA of Anopheles arabiensis, 5523 nucleotides long. RefSeq names its product histone deacetylase 6 (gene HDAC6). Gene Ontology annotation, biological process: chromatin organization. Gene Ontology annotation, molecular function: histone deacetylase activity; zinc ion binding. The record is from RefSeq and is a predicted model, not a curated record. The coding region runs from base 931 to 4278 and encodes 1115 amino acids. The transcript is spliced from 9 exons. Gene Ontology annotation, cellular component: histone deacetylase complex. NCBI's taxonomy places the organism in Eukaryota, Metazoa, Arthropoda, Insecta, Diptera, Culicidae.
UCGGGUAUGGUUGUUUAUAGUUUUCUUGGGUGUUUUUCCCCCUCUCUUUCUUCUGUUUGUUGUACGGACCGUCGCACGCCAGUGUGUUUUGCAGCAGCUCACAGAACGGCGCCGUGCGUGUAGGUCGCAUUGACCAAAACCCUGCGGAAGUUUGCCCGAAAUCGGUUCCAUUGCUCUCAGUGGCGGUGUUUUUUUUGUUUCUCUGGUGGUGCCUGGUGGUGUUGCUGCGAUUCCGCGCGCGGGACGCUCUUGUUUUUGGUCCGUGGAUUCCGUGGAUGAUGUCAGAAGAAUUGGCCAGCAGCUGCUGCUCGUUUGGCGCUUCGUCGUCGUCGCAAGCAUAAACGAAGGCUUGGGAGUGCGCGCGCGUGUGUGUGUGUUUUUGCGUGGGCAUUUUGUGUGUUGCCGCCGGGUGUAAGACAUAUGCAGCGUUGUGCGUUCGGGGCAGCCUAGCUUCGCCUACCUCACUUACAUAAAAGGAAGCGAUGAAGUAAUCGGCCACCUCCCCACCCGCUCUGAUUUUGUUUCCCUCGUCUUCUUCCACCUCUUCUUCUUCCGUGGGUCGCCCGCGCGCGCCAUUGGCCUCGGCUCGCUCGCUUCCUUUGUUCUAUACCCAGUGCAGUGUGUGGCCAGGGAACGCUUCGAACGUGGCUUCGCUCCGAUCCCGGCGAGUCGCCAAAUUUGCAGUAGACACAUCCCGAAACAUCCCCUACACGCACACACACGCACACCGAAAGGACCAACAACAAAGUGCAAGUGUGUUUGUGCGUGUGCGUGUGUGUGAGACAGAACAAUCAACCCCCGUCAACAAGAAGCACCCCGAGUGUGACAAACCCCCGAAGCGAAACAUCUGCCAGGAAGAGCAGGUCAGGGAACGCGCACCACCGGCCCUGUCGCGCGCUCAGUCAACCAUCAACCAUCAGGAAAAGCAAAAUGAACCCGAACGUGGUGACGCGCAGCAGCGCCAAGCAGUCGAAGGUUCGGACCCGCGCCCAGCAGGCAGCAACGGAGGCGGAGCAGGAGGAGCGGCGGGUGAAGCUGUACGGUGGCUAUCGGUCGACCGGCAAGGGCAGCAUAGCGGAGGCGAAGAAGCAGGGCAAGCUGAGAAUGUCCGCCACCAGUCAGAACGGCACGGGUGCCGGCGGCGACCAGCGCCGCAGCUCCGACUUUACCGAGGUGCAGCUGAAGGACAUCUUCCAGAACGCGCAGAGCGGGGCGCGGACGGUGCGCGGCCCCACCGGCAUCCUGUACGACGAGCGGUUCGCGCUGCACCGCUGCCUGUGGGACACCAACUAUCCGGAGUGCCCGGAGCGGUACCUGCGCGUGAUGGAGCGCUUCACGAUCGGGCAGCUGGUCGACCGGUGCCAGUUCAUAGCGCCCCGGCCGGCCACCCGGGCCGAGCUGCUGACCAAGCACACGGCCGAGCAGAUCGAGCUGCUGGCGCAAACGCACGGCUCGCAGGACGAGCCCGAGCUGGAGCGGCUGAGCUCGCACUACGACGCCAUCUUCAUCCAUCCGACGUCGUACGAAACGAGCGUGCUGGCGGUCGGCAGCACGAUCCAGCUGGUCGAGAGCGUGUGGAGCGGGACGGUGCAGAACGGGAUGGCGAUACUGCGGCCGCCCGGGCACCACGCGAUGACCGCCGAGUACAACGGGUACUGCUUCUUCAACAACGUGGCGAUCGCGGCCCAGCACGCGCUCGACCAUCUCGGCACGCAGAAGAUAAUGAUCGUCGACUGGGACGUGCACCACGGGCAGGGCACGCAGCGGAUGUUCUACUCCGAUCCGAGGGUGCUGUACUUCUCCAUCCAUCGGUACGAGCACGGCACGUUCUGGCCGAACCUGCGCGAGUCCGACUUUGACUACGUCGGCACCGGCAAGGGCGAGGGGUACAACUUCAACGUGCCGCUCAACAAAACGGGCAUGACCAACGGCGACUACCUCGCGAUCUGGCAGCAGCUGCUACUGCCGGUCGCCACGGAGUUCGCUCCCGAGCUGAUUAUCGUGUCGGCUGGUUAUGAUUCUGCCCUGGGCGACGAAAAGGGCUGUAUGGAAAUAACGCCCGCGUUCUACUCGCACCUGCUCAGCCCGCUGCUGCUGAUGGCGCAGGGGCGCGUCGCCGUCGUCCUGGAGGGUGGCUACUGUCUCGAGUCGCUUGCCGAGGGCUGCGCGCUCACGCUCAAGACGCUGCUCGGCGAUCCGGCUCCACGGCUGACGGAAGCGCUGCAGCCCCCGUCCGAGAGCAUGCAGGCGUCCAUCCUGAACUGCAUCUACAGCCACCGGAAGUACUGGAAGUGUUUGCAGCUUUACGAGCUAUACGACCUGGAGGACUACAACAACACAAACCCGCAGGACAACUUCCACAAGGUGAUCAAAUGCUACGUGCCGCCGGAACCGCCGGCCCAGCCCGGCCGGUACGAGACGCGCAACUGCUACCCGGUGCAGUCGGCGGACGAGCGCGCCCGCAUCCAGGACCGGCUGGCCCGGCUGCACCUCGCCACCGAUCUGAGCUUCCCGCCCGACCGCGUCUGCUACGUGUACGACGAGCUGAUGCUCGAGCACCGCAACAGUGCGGAAAAGUGGCACCCGGAGCAGCCGGAGCGCAUCGCGAAGAUCAUGCAGCGGCUGACCGGGGACUACCAGCUGGCGCAGCGCAUGAAGCGGCUGCCGGGCCGGCUCGCCACCACCGAGGAGCUGUGUCUGGUGCACGGGCCGGAGCACGUGCGCCUGAUCGGCGAGGUGUGCCAGUCGAGCACGAUGAAGCAGACGGCCGACCAGUACAACUCGAUCUACUUCCACCCGAGCACGGACGCGAGUGCCCGCAUGGCGACCGGCUCGGUGCUGACCGUGGUGGAGGACGUGCUGGAGGGCCGUACCCGGUCGGGCGUGUGCGUGGUGCGCCCGCCCGGCCACCACGCGGAGGCGGACACGCCGCACGGAUUCUGCAUCUACAACAGCAUCGCGGUGGCGGCCCGGCAUGCGGUCAAGCGGUACGGGCUGCGGCGCGUCCUGAUCGUCGACUGGGACGUGCACCACGGCAACGGCACGCAGCACAUCUUCGAGCAGGACCCGCACGUGCUGUACAUCUCGGUGCACCGGUACGACAAUGGGGCGUUCUUCCCGCGCAGCACCGACGCCGACUACACCGUCGUCGGCAGCGGGCCGGGCCGGGGCUUCAACGUGAACAUCCCCUGGAACCGGAAGGGCAUGGGCGACCCGGAGUACGUGGCCGCGUUCCACUCGGUCAUACUGCCGAUCGCGUACGAGUACGAGCCGGAGCUGGUGCUGGUGUCGGCUGGGUUCGAUGCGGCGAUCGGCGACCCGCUCGGCGGGUGCCGCGUGACGCCCGAAGCGUACGGCCACUUCACGCAGUGGCUGUCGGUGCUGGCGGGCGGCCGGCUCGUCCUGUGCCUCGAGGGCGGCUACAACGUCAACUCGAUCUCGCACGCGAUGGCCAUGUGCACGAAGGCGCUGCUAGGCGAUCCACUGCCGAUGCUGCUACCGGUUAGCGGCACCGCCCGCACGCCCCCGGCGACGCACGCGUCCUGCUGCGAGACGCUCUGGAACGUGCUGUCCGUGCAGCGGCUGUACUGGCGGUCGCUUUGCUUCAACAAGAAGCUGCCGAGCAGCGAACCGCUGCUGGAGGAGACCGGCAGCGAGCUGAUCGAGGCGCUCGACAACAUGACGCUGAGCGAGCGGGGCGGCACCGACAAGCAGCAGCCGCAGCAAACCACAUCGUCCACCCCGUCGUCGUCGUCCGCCGCAAAGGCUGCCAGCAGUGGGGGUGAGCAGGCGGCGGGCAGCUCCAAACAACCGUCCCAAACGCUGACCGAGUUUUUGGAGGCUAACUUAGAGGCACUGCAGAACGAGGAAAUGUUUGCCGUAAUACCGCGCCGCGACUGUCCCCAUCUGAAGCUGCUGCGACCGGAAACGGCCCCAGAAGCAAUCGACACGCGCACACCGUGCAGUGACUGUAGCGCGGAGGUGGAAAACUGGAUCUGUUUGCUCUGUUUUGGCGUGUACUGCGGCCGGUACGUGAACGAGCACAUGCUGCGGCACGGUACCGAGGCGGCCGACCAUCCGCUCGCCCUCAGCUUCGCCGACCUGUCCGUCUGGUGCUACGGGUGCGACGCGUACAUCGACCAUCCCGCCCUGCACCACUACAAGAGCCUGGUGCACCAGGACAAGUUCCACGAGCCGCUCGUCUGGUCGUACGGCAGCGACCUCGUGCUGGACGUCGUGCCGGGCUCCAGCUCCGGCCGCAAGGCGGGACAGGACUGAUAUUGGCCGGACGUCUCGAAGGUGAUCUUUCGAGUGUUGGUGCUGUUUCUGCUGAAAAACAUUCUCGUCGGUUACCUGAAGUAGGCGAAAAAAAAAGUGGGAGAGAGAAAAAACAAACAAACAAACACGCCUCCCAGAGAUUGCGCUAGCCCUUGCUUGCGCCUUGCUUUAAAAAAACAACUUGCAUUAUCACGGGUUGCUGUACGGCCUGAACGCUCUCCGCCUACCGGUUCCGUUGUAACAUAUCUUUCCGUACCAAAAUGUGCCGGCAGCGGUAACUAUUUAUCAUAUAUACCAUACGUAACGUCAAACUAACGCGCGUCGCGUCGUCCUGCUGUCCCCACUGUACACAAUGUUCGUUCUAAUCCGCUGUAUGCACAAUUUAACGAUUCCUCUUGAAUGUGUGUAUGUCUGUUUGUUUGUGUUCUCAACGGGAGCAUAACGAUACCGAUAAGGGCUACUUACCAUAAGUGUUACAGAGACUAUAUACAGCGUAGUGAGGGAUGGGAUGCAGAAGCUGAGGAACAAUGUUAAUGACUGUUGUACAAAUCAUGCGUGCAACAGUGCGUUUUUUGCCGGGGUGGGGAAAUGGAAAAGUUUGUAGAAGAAUUGUGUAACUUGUGUUUAGGAUAUUCUAGCUCAAACCAAUUAUACUGCAACUAACCAAUUUGUAGAGCGCGUAGUAGUAGACAAGCGAGCAAAAAGUAAAAGUAAAAGGCAUAUGUUAACUAGAUAUUAACUAAGCAAAAUCUAUUAGCCCGACUAAAACUGUGCAACAGCAGGCGCACACACACGUGUGGUAACAAAACAAUACUAAAACAUUUAAAGCUAGCGCUGUUUUGCACAUGUUAGGACAGGACAUCCUGGUUGGCCAUUCCAUUUUCAUCGUGUGUGUGUGUGUGUUAGAAAUUUUAGAAACACUUUUCUGUUUGCUGUAGACCAAGAUUACGUAUUGGCGGUUGCAUUUUUAAUCGUUUUUUGCUAGUUUUUUUAAUCCUUUUUGAGAAUGUACGAAAAAGAUGCUGACAGGAUGGAAGUGUUAGGGUUUCAAGACGAUAGUGUGUCAGUGUUUUUUUUUUCAUAUUGAAGAUUCAUUAUAUACAAAAUCAACUUGUUUCAAAUGAGAGGAGAUAGCGUGUGCAUUAACAAUUGAGAGCAAAGGGAGAGCACCGGAGCGUUCCGGGAAAGUGUUACAAUUAUGUAUGUUUGUUCAAUAGAUUAUUAACAAAUAGUAACUAAAAUUUA